GCCGGGGGAAGGCUGCUUUUUUGAGUAGGGUUUGGGGCUGGUUGUAAGUGCUGUCGUGUCCUAGCUUUGGCUGUGUGCCCACUCGCCCCGCGCCCCGGCAGGAAGACCCGGGGCCCCCUCUCUCCAUCUGUCCUCUGUCUUCAGUCUCUCCCUCCAGACAAAUACAGGAACGAGCCUCCGUCCCCGAGCACUUCUAGCGGGGCUCGAAAGGGCUGAUCCAGCUGGGAACGUCGCAUUGCCGGUCCUAAAAGGAUUUUUCAUAUGCCGGCCAACAGGUCAAAAUUCUUCAGAACUCAGAGGUUUUAGAAAAUUCACAUUUCAAAUAUGGAUGAUGAUUCUAGACCUCUCCUCAUUUCUGAGGUGAAUAAUGAAGUAGAUCCUCAAGUUAUGAACAUCCAGUUUGAAGCAGCAGAUGUGAGGUCCAAAAGACCUUUUUAUGUGGAGCCCACAAACAUCAUCAGUGUGACUAGUGACACUCCGAGGGUCAGUGACCAUGCCUCUGCCAUGAACAAGCGAAUUCAUUACUACAGCAGACUCACAUCUCCAUCCGACAGGGCACUGAUUGCACCUGAUCAUGUGCUUCCAGCCCCUGAGGAUCUCUAUGUAUACAGUCCACUGGGUUCUGCCUUUAAAGUGGAAUGCUACACUGAUGGUUCUGGUAAAAACACCAGUUUGGUCACAAUUUUCAUGAUUUGGAAUACUAUGAUGGGAACAUCUAUACUAAGUAUUCCAUGGGCAGUCAAACAGGCUGGAUUUACCACUGGAAUCUGUAUCAUCAUUCUGAUGGGUCUUUUAACACUUUAUUGCUGCUACAGAGUAGUAAAAUCACGGACAAUGAUAUCUUCAUUAGAUACCACUAACUGGGAAUUUCCAGAUGUUUGCAAACAUUAUUUUGGCUCCUUUGGUCAGUGGUCUGGUCUCCUGUUUUCCCUGGUAUCUCUCAUUGGAGCCAUGAUAGUUUAUUGGGUGCUUAUGUCCAAUUUUCUUUUCAACACUGGAAAAUUCAUUUUCAAUUUUGUUCAUCAUAUUAACAUCACAGACGACAUCCUUAGUACUAACGGUACCAACCCAGUGAUUUGCCCACAGGCUGGAGAUGGUAGCCAACCUGACAACCACACCAUCGAAGUUUUCUCUGCCAACAGCACUGACUUCCAGCAAUUUGAAAAGUGGUGGAAUAAAUCCAGGACAGUGCCUUUUUACCUGGUAGGAUUACUCCUACCACUGCUCAACUUCAAGUCUCCAUCUUUUUUUGCAAAAUUUAACAUACUAGGCACUGUAUCAGUUGUCUAUUUGGUUUUCUUUGUCACCUUGAAGACUAUUCAGUUGGGUUUCCAUUUGGAAUUUCAUUGGUUUACAUCAACAGAGUUUUUUGUCCCAGAGAUCAGAGUUCAUUUUCCACAGUUGACUGGAGUACUCACUCUUGCUUUCUUCAUUCAUAACUGUGUUAUUACACUCCUAAAGAACAACAAGAGCCAGGAGAACAACGUAAGGGAUCUGUCCAUUGCUUAUUUCCUGGUGAUGUUAACAUACCUCUACAUCGGUAUCCUGGUUUUUGCUUCAUUUCCCUCUCCACCAUUAUCCAAAGAAUGCAUUGAGCAGAAUUUUUUAGACAACUUCCCGAGCAGUGACAUCUUGUCAUUCAUUGGAAGGAUAUUUCUGCUGUUCCAAAUGAUGACCGUGUACCCACUCCUGGGCUACUUGGCUCGAGUCCAACUAUUGGGAUAUAUCUUUGGUAAUGCUUACCCCAGUAUUUUCCAUGUGCUGGUUCUUAAUCUCAUUAUCGUGGGAGCUGGAGUGAGCAUGGCCUGUUUCUACCCAAACAUAGGAGGAAUCAUAAGAUACUCAGGAGCAACAUGUGGCCUGGCCUUUGUGUUCAUAUAUCCAUCUGUCAUCCACAUAAUAUCCCUGUACAGCGAGGACCGCCUGACGUGGCCCACACUGUUAGUCCAUGCCUUCAUCAUCAUGGUGGGCCUUGCCAACCUGGUAGCUCAGUUCUUUAUGUGAAAGCCCCAGUUGUUUGCUCCUAUUUCAUGAUGUUUUGAGCUUGUAUAACAGCUCAGUGUAAACUGAAUUGUAAAUGUUAAUUGUGAUUGAUAGGAUUUUGAAUGUCUUCAAGUGUAUUUGAAAAUAAGGGAAGAAGGGACCCAUUGACAGGGAUUUGUGUGUGUCUGUCAAGAGGGCAGAGUCUGAAAGAAAACAAGGUUUGUCUUCUUACCUCCUCUACAACUUUUACUCACUCAACUCUAGUUAUCUCUUCCAAAAUUGUCAAAAACCAGAUAAAAGAAAGAUUUGUUUUCCAGGCAGAAAUAGUUUUGUUAAGCCUUACACUAUUUGAUACUCUGUGAAACCUUGCUGUUCUGCAGACUUAGGCAUCCUUGAGUCCCUGGAUUCUUGUACAUGAACCUGUCACAGAACAGCACCUUUUUAAAUGAUCAGAGUUGCUACUCAGUGCUUGAGUGUCCUUGAAUCUUAGUUUGAGCUUGGUUAUUAAGCAUAGGAGUGACAGCUUGGCUAUGGGGACCUUAAAAAGUUCUUUUAACAGAAUUAUCUGUAAUUGUCCCCAAAUGCUAGUUGUUAAUUCUUGUCCAUCAAAUCUUUUGGGGAUGAGAUUUAGUCUCUUUUAUAAAUGUCUUUGAAUGUUUUGCAAUCCAUGAGAGAGCAAUUUAAGGUACUUUACUGCAUACAGCACAUUAGUGAAAAUAGUGAUUGCUGUGAAGGCCAUCAGAGACCACUUCAGCCUUACUUGGUGUCUUCACAAGAAAAACUUGGAGGCUUAGAACUUCAGAGCUCCAUGCUAGGCCAGGGUUAAAUGAUUUGUUUGUCAGUCACAUUCCUGAGGGUCAUUUUGUUUUUCCUGCUUUACAAAUCUUGUUCCUUUGCGGCUGGUAUUUUAUCCACAUGGAGUGGCUUCUUUUAUUUUUUUUCUUGCACAGUAACAUUCUAGCAUGUUACCUUAUUCUGAUUAAUUUAUAAUCUGCCCUUCCUCUGCUUCGAUUUCCAUUUUUAGCCUCUUCCUUUCAUGACUUAUUACCUACUUUAGGUUUUUUAGUUUCUCUUUUAAAAGAAGAGAACUAACUAAUAUCAGUCCAGUGACUGCAGCUUUUAGCAUGGCAUCAAGAUGUUCAAUGAAACCAUCACACUUGUCACCCUUCUUCUUUGGAAGGCCUUUGGAAAUGCUUUGCAGAGAUAGGCCAAGGCAGAUGUCAUUGAGUUUGAUGUCUGAAAGAAGCAGCUCUGAUUAUCAUAGAAAUUGCCUAGGAGUAAAGAGUAAAGUUUCAUAUAAAAAUGAAAGUACUAUUCACGUUAAAGGGAAUUAUACAGUUUACUUGCAUCAAGUUUAUUUUACAAAUACAGCUUUGAAAAAUUUAAGGGCAACUAAGGUGUUGAUAAAUCUUUCUAUUGUUUCUAUUUAGACCAUGACUGGAAAACCAAAUUAUCCAUUAUAUAUUGAGUAAUAAGUAUUUAUUGAGAGCAAGGUGCUAUACUGGGUACUCUAGGAGAUCCAGCUAUGAAUAAGAUGUUGGCCUGCCCUCAAGUAGCUCAUGUCUAAGGGGCAGAAUAAGACACACACAAAUAUCUGUAAUAGCUUAUAAGGUUUGAUAAGUGACUCAGGGAACAGUGCUGAAGGAAUUCCAAGAAGGAAGCCAGCCAUUGCUGUGGAUUGUCAGAGAAGGCUUCAUGGAGGAGGUUUGGUGUAGAGGGAGGUUGAACCAGGGCUUAACCUCCGAAUUCAUAGAAACUGUAGUGACUCUGACAUAAAUAGAGUCUGAAAUUUUCAGUCUUUCUUUUAGAACAGCCCAAAAACUUAGAAAAUUGGCCCCAAAUUGGAACACAUAUGUGAAACUUAAAUGGAACUGAUUUCAUUUAAUACUUACUGAGGGACAAGUUUUUUGAGAACCAUCUGUAUCUUUAUCAACUUUGUUGUACUCUUUACAUUUAAAUACCUCUUGCUUUUACCCACUAAUGUGAUUCCUGGGCAAAAAGCAUAAUACGGGAAAAUAAUAAUUAGUAAUAGAGUGGGUGUUACAUUUUUUAAAAGUACCAGCUAAGUUUAGUUUUGCAAAAACUUUAUUUAGGAGUCCACGUUUUAAAAACCCCAUUAACUUAUUACUCUGAGCUUAUUUAUAAGAGCAGGUAAUACAGAGGCUGGAUUGUUUUUUAAAAGCACUGUCCUUAUUUACACUCUUCAAAUUCAAACUUAACUUUUCAUGAUCUGGUCAUUCUUUUUUUAUUUUUUUUCUUUAAUCAGUUUUACCUCAGUUCAGGUGUCGAAAUUUAUUUCCAAGUCUGGGUGAUAACAUGCACAAUCUGUUGUUAUACUACUUUUGUGCUAGAGCAAAACUAAUCCUUACACACACACACACACACACACACACACACACAGAGCCAUACACCCCCUUCUGCCCCAACUGUUACCUACUUUCUGGUUAUCUGCUGAUUACAGAUAAUAUAAUAUGUAAUCAUACGUUGUGAACUAGCAUUGUAAGAACAUUACAAUCCAGAGUUCUCAAAUGUAAUUUAUUAUCUUUUUAUAUAUAAAAAAAAUUAAACCGAAAUUCUGGAGAACUAC
Molecule: messenger RNA, 4570 nt
Organism: Vombatus ursinus (common wombat)
Lineage: Eukaryota; Metazoa; Chordata; Mammalia; Diprotodontia; Vombatidae
Gene: SLC38A9
Product: solute carrier family 38 member 9
Exons: 16
Coding region: 325-2004 (559 amino acids)
Biological process (GO): amino acid transmembrane transport
Molecular function (GO): amino acid transmembrane transporter activity
Source: RefSeq, a predicted model, not a curated record